ACAAUCCAGGCAACUCAACAAUGAGGUGCAGAGGAUAAUUUAAGUCACCCGACACUUGAUAGAAAUGACGAAGGCCGGCAAGGGCAAGGGCAAAGCAAAGGUUGGCGGUGUUGAAGAUAACCGCAAGCCCAAGCAUAGCCUCGAUGUCAAUCGGCCUAGCAAUGGCAAAGGAGGCAUGCGCGAUGCAGCCACGGUUCGCCGCCUCAAAAUGUAUAAGCAGAGGGCGGUGCGUGAUAAGAACGGCCGGCUACUGUACCAGGAGCUGCAAUCGAAAGAGCUUCCCAGCACUCGUAUCCAGCCCGACCGACGCUGGUUUGGAAAUACACGCGUCAUCGGCCAGAAACAGCUGGAGCAGUUUCGCACCGAAAUGUCUAGCAAGGUCAACGAUGCCUAUACAGUCCUUCUACGCGAGAAGAAGCUUCCAUUGCAGCUUUUAGAGGACCCGGAGAAGAAGGGCUCUGGCAAGCAGGCGCGUGCGAGCCUGCUGGCGACGCAGCCAUUCGCUGACACUUUCGGCCCUAAGAAGCAGCGCAAGAAGCCCAAGCUUGCUGUGGAGAGCCUUGAAGAUCUCGUCCAGACUGUGGGUGACAAGGGCGAACGAUAUGAUGAAGGAAAGGCAUCCAUUGGCCCGAGCAGCGAGCUUCAAGGGCUAAAGGACGUGAUGCUGGAGAGAGCUUACGAGAAAGGCCAGUCGAAGCGCAUCUGGGGAGAGCUUUACAAGGUCUUGGACUCGUCGGACGUUAUCGUCCAGGUGCUUGACGCACGGGAUCCGAAUGGUACGCGCUGUACGUUUUUGGAGCAGCACAUUCGGAAGCAUCUGCGGCACAAGCACAUUAUUUUGCUACUGAACAAGUGUGACCUGGUCCCUUCGUGGGUUACAAAAAGAUGGCUGCACUACCUUUCACGAGAGUUUCCCGUCUUGGCCUUUCAUGCUUCGAUUACCAAUCCCUUCGGCAAGGGCGCGUUGCUGUCGCUUCUACGGCAGCUCGCUCGGUUGCGAUCUGACAAGCAAGCGAUAUCUGUCGGCUUCGUAGGCUACCCCAACGUCGGGAAGUCCUCCGUCAUCAACACGCUCCGGACGAAAAAGGUCUGCAAGGCAGCGCCCAUCCCAGGCGAGACCAAGGUCUGGCAGUACAUCACCCUGAUGAAGCGCAUCUUCUGCAUUGACUGUCCUGGUGUCGUGUACAACCGCACAAAUGACAGUCCGACGGACUUGGUGCUGAAGGGAGUUGUGCGGGUCGAGAACCUUGAGGACGCGACGCAUCACGUCGAUCCCGUGCUUGCUCGUGUCAAGCCCGAGUAUCUGAAGCGUGCGUACAAGAUUAAGGAAUGGAAGGACACGGAGGAUUUCCUUGCCCAGCUUGCAAGGCUUUCCGGAAAGCUGUUGCGCGGCGGCGAACCGGACCUUAACACAGCCGCACGCAUGGUGUUGUAUGAUUGGCAGCGUGGCAAGGUUCCCUUCUUCACCCUUCCCCCGGACCACACCGAAGACGCCCCUGGCUCUGCUGCCGCAAAGGACGAUGUGCUCACUGGACUGGGCACGGCUUCUGCAGCGGCUUUGCCUGUACCAAAGGAGCUCGUAACCGAGGAAGAUGCUGCUAAGGAGGCUGGCGCUAAGCCGGAGGCGGCGGCAGCAGCGGCACGGGCUGUGCGCGAAUUGCUUCUUGGCGCUUCAGCUGCCCAGGUAAAAUCCGCCAUCCCGGUACAGCAGGACUACUACAUGCCGGAAGAUGAGCGUUGCGAUGGAGAAAUUGAGGUGGACACAGCGGUUGAUCCAGAUGCAAUAUCCUCCGGCUCGGAUGAGGAGAGCGAGGACGAUGACUUGGCCAGCGGAGGUACGUCCUCGGACGAGGACGCAUCCGAGGGUUCCACGGGUGAAGACUCUGGACCAUGUGUUUCUGAUGAUGGCAACCUUGAGGCUACGGAGGCUGUCCCAUCUGUGGCGGGCAAAGGGUCUAAGAGGUGCAGAGAUCAAGAUCCUACGGCUGCAUCGGUUGCCGAUGACGGGGACGAGAGCGAUGGCUAUGGCGAUGGAGGUCUAUCAUGGGAGGCGGUGCUUGCAUGCGUACAGGGUGAGGUACCAUCGAACAAGACGCGUAAGCAAGCUGAACUUUCCAAGGAUUCGUCAAGCCGUUGCGGACGUGGAGUGGCGCGAGCGAAGAAUGCCGGCAGGGGAAAGAGAGAUGUUGCCAAGCCAGGCUUCAAGACACUGGAAUGAAGUGUUAGGAAUGAGAUCCAAACAUACUAUUUAUUUACAUUAUGCAGGAUGUUUUGUUGUCUGGCAGUUCAAGUGGAGUGUAAUUAAUUGAGAUGGACGUUGCCCUAACCGUUAUUUUGGCAAUAUACUUGUAAGCAGUCCGGCCAAGUUACAUUCAUUUCAUUCUUCUUAUUGACAAGACAAUAUCUACAAAUUAUGAAAAUGCUUUUGUAUAUUCAGAACGCUUAUGCACUCAGUUUCAGGCCGAGAGACUAUUGUAAAUACCAAAGUGUU
Messenger RNA from Volvox carteri f. nagariensis, 2491 nucleotides. RefSeq lists its product as uncharacterized. Bases 65 to 2218 code for a protein of 717 amino acids. Gene Ontology annotation, cellular component: nucleolus. Gene Ontology annotation, molecular function: GTP binding. The transcript has 11 exons. The record is from RefSeq and is a predicted model, not a curated record. NCBI's taxonomy places the organism in Eukaryota, Viridiplantae, Chlorophyta, Chlorophyceae, Chlamydomonadales, Volvocaceae.